Molecule: messenger RNA, 5352 nt
Organism: Dinoponera quadriceps
Lineage: Eukaryota; Metazoa; Arthropoda; Insecta; Hymenoptera; Formicidae
Product: sarcalumenin
Exons: 11
Coding region: 1405-4215 (936 amino acids)
Molecular function (GO): GTP binding
Source: RefSeq, a predicted model, not a curated record
AUAAACCUCAUCUCUCUUUCUCUCUCCCUCUCUCUUUCGAACGUGUACCACGUUAAUCGUCAAUAUCAACAGCGCCUUUCUACCAUAUUUGUAUUCAGCCAAUCCAUUUGAAACACAAAUAUUUGCGUGAGAAAGUAUUGCAUUGUGCAUCGUGAAUGAGCGCGACUUUGAAAGUUCCGACGCGCGUUUUCUCGACCAGAUGAGCGACGACGCUUAGCAAACGGUGGAAAGCGCAGUAACGGUAAAAAAUAGACGAUGACAUGUUUCAUCACAAAUAAGAAGCGUUCGACGGUGAGGGUGAGCUUCGCGAGAUUCGGCUCGCGCAGCAACUGACGAUAGGAUCUCGUCGAAUGCGGCCAGCGAUUAUUCCGUGUGAUAAAACUAUCGCGCCACGAAGACAGAGGAAUAUUUUUAAACGUUUCUCUUGUAAAACUGGAGAUAUAGUAGUUGCGCGCGACACGAUACUUGAGCACUCUACUGCUUGAAUUAAAAAACAGAGUCGAAGAAAAAUCGCGUUUGGUCUCGUAGACAUUGGGUCGAGAGUAGAGUCUGCGACUCGGUGAUGAAAAGUGAAUCCGAAUUCCACGCAAAUGUGUGAAAUUCUUGCGGAAUGGCAGAAUAAUGCAUUGAUCAAUCAAAAUCCUCGAAUCCUUGAAACUUGGUGGCGGAGGAAGGAGAUCGUCUCGCAGUGUCUGUACGGUGCUACAUCGAGACUAUUUCGAUCGCAGUCUUCGUAGCCGCGUCAAACGGACGACCUUGAUCUACGUCGCGCCUCCGUAAUCAUCGUAAAAAUAAGAGCUGCCCGCGCGUUCGUCACGACCUUUCCUCUCUCUCUCUCUCUCUCUCUCUCCUCUUCGCUUAACAUUAUACGUGUAUCCUCGCGCGACUAGACCUAUAGUGGUCGGAAAAUGUGCUUUUUGUCGAUGCACAACUCGGGUCAUCAGUCUCGGAUGAUCAGCGAAUCGCGCGCCACUUGGAUCGUCGCUCACAAGGAACCGAAAGAAACGUUCAACGUAACGUUGAAGUGAGCGGCAGGCCAGACUUUCGGUGGUUGAUCGUGUCGAGGAUUGCGGAAGGGGAGGAGUAGCACUGCACGAGUCGCUUUCUUCCUUGAUUUUUUCCCCUAUUUUCUCUCCAUAUGUGGCGGCCACUUUGAAAUCGCUCGGACAGGCGAGGAAGAACGAGGAAGAAAAAAAGCGAGAUUCGCCACUCGUGCCGCUGCUCGUCGUCCGUGGAGUAAGAAGAAGCAACGGAGAGAGGGGCGUCCUCGGGGUUUGGCGGUAGUGACAAUGCCAGUUCCUCGCGGGCUAGUUGGAGUCGAGGGCGACGACGGGAUCGAGAAGUGAGAGAGACGAGUUAGCUGCCAACGCUGGCCGCUGAUCGCGUAGUGUCUAGUGAUACGAGAUGACGGUUGCGCGAAUGAGAUCCGCGCUAGUCGCGGGGCUCUUCCUGAGCCUUUUAGCUGUCGCCUUACAAGGUGUCCUGAGCGAGGAGGAGGAACAGAUACCGUCCGAGGACUUGUGUCGACCGUACAUCGAGAAGGCGCUCAAGGACCUCGGUACAGGAUCUCUGGAGCAGACCAGUGCAGAGGUCGACCAAGAAGAGAGUCACGAAGAAACACGGAGCGAGGAAGAGGCGCUAGCUGACGAAACGACGGAAGAGUUGGGCGAAAUCAAAGACGGAUCGGUUGAAGAAGACGUUACAGCUGAGGGAAGUAAAGAAGAAGCGACUGAGGAACAAGUCGAGAUCAGCGAGGAGAAGGUGGAAAAGGAUGAACAAAGCGACGAAGUCGGAACUACCGAGAGUGCUGAAAUCAGCACCGCUCAGGAAGAAGAAACAGAGGAAGAAGCAGGUGAUGCGUCCGCCGAGGUAAUUGAACAGGCCGACUCUCCCGAGAAGAUAGCCGAAAGCAAAGAGGUAGUCUCCGAUCAGGCGACUGCCGAGGAAGAAGAUGAAAAGCCCGACGAAGAGAAAUCGGACGAAGAGAUAAAAGCAGAAGAGGAGGAAAAAGUAGACGACGAAGCAAAGUCCGAGGAAGAAAAAGACGAAGAGUCGGGAAUCGAAGAAGAGGAGCAAGGGGAAUCCAUGGAGCAAGCCGAAGAAGAGACUCAGGAAGAUGCUCGGCAGCAAGCAUCUGCGGAAGCUAGCGUCGAAGAGGAAGAAGCGGAAUACGCCGAAGAUCGUACGGUGAGUGGCGAAAGUGACAUGAAGGAUGAAGAGGAGGAAGCGCAAGCCGAAAGUGCUGAAGAUGAGAGAAUAAAGGAAAGGGAGAGUGAAGAAGAAACGGCUGAAGCAACAGGUCCCGAAAGUACAGAAGAGGGUGAAAAGUCGGGAGAAGGCGUGGAAGAACAGGAAGAAAAAGAAGCGAUGUCUGCCGAAGAAGAAGAAGGUAAGUCUGCGGAAGACGAGACCGCGGAGGAGGAGACGAAAUCCGCGGAAGAGGAAACGAAAUUCGCGGAAGAGGAGACGAAAUCUGCGGAGGAGGAAACGAAAUCCGCGGAGGAGGAGACGAAAUUUGCGGAGGAGGAGACGAAAUCCGCGGAGGAGGAGACGAAAUCCGCGGAAGAAGAGGCGACAUCCGACCAAGAGAAAGAAGCGAAGUCGGAGGAAGAGGUAGCGAAAUGCGAGGAAGAUGAAUGUAAACAAUCCUCCGCCGAGCUUCGCGUAGAUCAGGAGAAGAGCGAAGCGAAAUCCGAGGAAGAGACGGAAGAAAAGUCGGAAGGAUCUGAGAGAGAAGAGGAUCAUCAGGAUCAGGUCAGAAAGUCGCGCGGAAGGCGAGAAGCCGGUGAUGAGGAAGAUGCUGAAGCAACUGGCGGCGGCGAAUCUGCGGAAGAAGCCGCCAGCGAGGAGGAACAGGAGCCCACUCCGGAGGAGGAUCUGAUUCGGGAUAUCGAAAUACCGGAGAACCUUCGGCCUAGGGAUCACAUUAAUCAACUGUUGAAAUUGGACGAAGAAAACGAGGAGAAGGAGCGAGCUAUACAAAGAGCUGCGGAUAUCAUUCUCAGAGAUCUGAAGAGACUAUACGACAACGCCAUACAGCCGUUAGAGAGCAUGUACAAGUACAGGGAUUUGAGUAACAGACACUUCGGAGAUCCCGAGAUAUUCUCCAAGCCGCUGGUACUCUUCAUGGGUCCGUGGAGCGGUGGGAAGUCGUCCAUCAUCAAUUAUCUGCUCGAUAUCGAGUAUGAGCCGAUGUCGUUGAGGACAGGGGCCGAGCCAUCCCCGGCGUACUUUAACAUAAUAAUGCACGGCGAGGAGGAAGAGAUCCUUGACGGCACCCAGCUGGCGGCCGAUUGGACCUUCUCCGGGUUGCAGAAGUUUGGCCAGGGUAUGUUGGAUCGUCUCAGAGGCCUACGGCUCGACAACAAGUUGCUGGAAAAGGUGAAUAUCGUCGAGAUACCAGGAAUCUUGGAGAUUCGCAAGCAGGUUCAACGCCUGUUUCCCUUCAACGACGCGUGCCAGUGGUUCAUCGACCGAGCGGACAUAAUAUUUCUGGUUUACGACCCCGCCAAGCUGGACGUCGGGCCCGAGACCGAAGCGAUUCUGGAUCAAUUGAAGGGGAGGGAAUAUCAGACUCGCAUCAUUCUGAACAAGGCGGACCAGGUGAAGCCGGAGGAACUGAUGAGAGUGCAAGGCGCGCUGAUAUGGAAUAUCUCGCCGCUGAUGUCGAGCGCGGAGCCGCCGAUAAUGUACUCCACGUCGUUAUGGUCGUUACCCUACGAGGCUGGUGCGCCCACCAGGCUGCUGUACGCUCAGGAACGCGCAUUCCUGCGCGAUCUGCGUUCCGCGAUAAACAAGAGGGUCGAGCACAAGAUAGCGAGCGCCAGAAGAUUCGCCGUACGAGUGCGCAAUCACGCGAAGAUGGUGGACUGCUACCUGACGACGUACUACAACCACAAGACGUUCUUCGGCGACAAACGGCAAAUCAGCGACAAAAUUAUCGAAAAUCCGCAGGAUUAUCACAUCUACGAGGGUCUCAGCACCCUGACCAAUAUAUCGCGAUACGAUCUACCCGAUCCGGACGUCUAUCGUGACUUCUUCCGGUUGAAUCCCCUCUACGACUUCCCGCUGCUGAGCUCCACGUGCACGUACUUCCGCGGCUGCCCGAUCAACAGGCUCGACGUGGCCAUCGCCUACGAUCUACCCGAAUUGGUGGGCAAGUACAAGAAGUCAGUGGAGGCGGUGCUGCACGGCGAGAACAGCCCUAUGAGUUGAGUGCGCGGGAGACCGGAGGAGAGCAGCUCUUGAUACCAUGUGAAGUAUGGACUGAUGAGGAGGCCUAGCCGAGAUGCCUUGAUAUAGCGCAAAGGGUCGUCGCGACUUGUUGAACGAGCCGGAUGAAAGUGGUCCGAUAUUUGAGAUGGUACCGAGGACUCUCUUUCUGAAAUUCGGAGAGUCGCGCGCUAUCCUCGCAUCGCUCCGAAAACAAACGGAAAGAAGCACGGAGGAAAGAGAGAGAGAGAGAGAGAGAUGCGGCGGAGCGGGAAAGCAGAAAAAACGGUAGCAUAAGAGCUGGGAUGUCUACCGAGAGGAUAGCAAACCCAAGUAUCCAUAGAUCCGAAUAAUUUAGCCUCACGAUAGGGCAGAACAUAACGUGGAGUGUGUAUCGCGUCAAGGUGGAUACAACUCCUCCUCCUCCUCCUCCUCCUCGAUUGCAAAGAAGAUCAAGUGUUGCUUGUCUGGUAAACAAUGCUACCAUUCCGAUCCAAAAGCGGACAGAGUGAGAGUUCCCUUCGAAUAUAUGUGUUCAGAUAUAUCGGAUAUUCCUCUCGACGAAAACGCGGGGAUUCGCGUUUUUCUCUAAGAACUCCGCGACAAUAUCGAAAUUUAAUCAUCUCAACGAUCGAGUUUCUCGUCGGCAAAUCAGAGAGAUUAUAAUCUGCCCAACCUCGCGAAAUUUAAUUAAAAAAAUCUGGAGAUCCGUUGAAUGUGUUAAAGAAUUGGACAUGAAAAUUUCGGAAAUUCUGUCCAAAUUUGAUUCACUGUAAUAUACGCCAUAUACAGUCUGUAUACACGCGCGCCCUAUACAUCUGUUUGUUGUCAGCCUGAAAAUGGAAUUCCUCCAGUUCUUAAGAGAAUGAGGGAUAUCAUUGUUACAUCGAAUCUUUCGUUUAUCUCGCGACGAAUCGUUGAAAGCCUAUCUCAAAGGAAAACACGACUCUCCAGAACGUUGAACGUAAUAUUGAACAACAGUUUCGUCCGCCAAGUUCCUCCGUAUCAGGAACACAGUUUCUAAUCGCAUCGAAAUAUUUCCAUUGUGAAAGAGAUAAAGUGAUCUCUCUUUGUGGCUUUUGUGGAAUACCUUAUAUAAACUGAUUGUAUUCUUAUUAAACUGUCAUUGAACAAUUAUAA